AUGGCAUUUCCACUUGUAUAUGUGGUGAUUUUGCUUUUGAACAUGUUUGAUUUUCCAUCUGGAAUACUAUAUAAUAAAGGUGAAAUGACGAGAUACUUUGCUUGUUCUAGCGAAGGGUUCCCCCAAAAGGAUGAAAUAUUCAAGCUGUAUCUUUCCUCAGCUCUCUUGGAAAUCCGGUGUUUUUUCCAAACUGAAGAUGAGGUUACUUCGAGGGAAAUUCUAAGUGUGUUUACAUCAGGAGGACUUGCUCCCACUUUGGAAAUCAUAAAUAGUACCUAUACUGGCAUCUUCCACUUUAAUUUAACUUUGUUCAGUGAUCAGGUUUACUGGGUAAUUAAUAUCCCUAGAGAAAACAUCACCAAAAACACAGAUAUUACAGCCAUAGAAGAAUGGUUAGUAAGGAUUAGUUUACAUCUUGGACUAAAUAUUUAUGCUACUGAAGGAACUUUAUUGGAUACUAUGAGAGAACCUAUUCUUCAGUGGAAACUUGGGGUUAAAAUGAAAAAAUCAGACAUUAAUAGAUUAUAUCCACAUGUGAUAGAUCUCAAGGUGACAAAAUGCCCCUGUGCUAAUGAUGUAGCAUUACUUGGCUUCAUUUUGAAUACAACAUAUUAUGGUAUUUACCUAGGCCUCAGCUUUUCUGGAUUUUGGGAUUAUGAUAAUACCACAUGGUAUAACAUGACGGAGAAUAUCUAUUCCGAACUCGAAGAUCUCAUACAGCUUUCAGUGGUGGAUAUGGUUUUAACAAAUCAUUUCUUAGUUAUGCUCACCUCUUUGGGUCUUUUUGUAAGUAGAGAUCUUCGUCACCCGUCAGCCUCUGUUUUACAGUUUUCAAGGGCAGACUUUUGUGGUUUUGAAAGGGCUGACUAUGUCAAAGGAAAGUUGUGGUACAGUGAAAAGUGCUUUGCUAACAAAGAAAGCUUUGAAGAUGAUUAUGUUACUAUCACCUUUGACAGAAACAAGACCCUAAGUGAGGCAAGUGCUUGUUUUUAUAGUUCAGAGCCAUUCCUUGAAUGGUUUCCCUGCAUACCCCAGACUUCGAGAGGAGUGAAAAAUAUUCCUUCAAAAGUGAUAACAUUUCUUAUUGAUAUAGAGCGUGGAAAUGGAGUUUACCUUCUCUCUAACCAGGUAUGGCUUUCAGUGGACGGCGGCAACACUUUUGAGUUAAUAGCUGACUUACAUGGGGAUAGCAUAAAGACGUCUUACCACAGUUUUUAUACCUCCGAUAUUGCUUUUGUUUCCCAAUAUGGAAAUGUUUACUUGACAAAGGCAGGAUUGAAAAAAUAUAGUAAAAUUGGAUCUAUUACUGAUAACAUUUUCACAUUAUACUAUGACCAUUUGGGAUUCGUACAUAAACUGACUCCAAAUUGGUUUGAAGCUGAUCGGUCAUCAUCGGCCACUGGAAGUUCGAAAGCUAUUUUUACAAAGACUUCUGACAUGGGCUUUGAGACUGCACUUGCUCCGCAGUACAUCUCCUUAAAUGAAAUGAUUAUUUUUGCGUAUGUACCUUCAAAUGAACCUGAGGCAACUAAACACACCAAGAGAUUCAGUAAUAUUCACUUUGGAAAAAUGCUACAUAGCAGGAAAACUGGAAUAGCUUACAUUAAAAAAGUAUUGCAACUUAAGAGCCGUCUAGGAUUUUUGUCUUCAGUUAUUGCAGAUAUUAUAGAACCUUUUGGAGUAGAAUCCCUGAAUGAGAGCUCUUGUUUGUCUAGUUCACUGUACAUUACCAUGACUGGAAAUUACAUCUAUAGACUUAUUUUACUAAGUCCAGGUGUCAACGCUUUUUUUCAGAAUUCAGAUCUGCAGAAGACUGUGAUGAUUCCUGGUUAUAGCAGCUUCCUGAUCUUAAAGAUUGUAAAUACAAAGAAUGCUUUUGCCAUUGCGACUAUGCCUGAAAGGGCACCCGUCAAUAGGAUCUUUCCAAGAGACUCCUGGUUCUUAUAUAACUUUGGCAUAACUACUGGACGAAUAUGGAGUAUAUUUUCAAAAAAGUGUAGUUACUGGAUUCAACGAAAUGAUGAUGAGUCACUAUCCCUCAAUUCUCUGAGAUACUCUGAUCUUGGGAAAUAUUAUUCUUUCAAUGUUAAGAUUAUACCUACUAUGAGAGAUUUUCUAACACUUGAUGUACCACUAGUGACAGUGUUAGUUGGAAACCUAAAUUCAUUGGACAUUAGAGCUGAUGGUUUUUUUGAUAAUACAAACAGUUAUCAUUUGAACAUUUCUUUAUGUACCAAAUUUUUACGUGCGGGGUCAACGUCACUGGCGUUUAUUGUCUGGGAUGCGUCAACUGAGUGCUUUGUUACGACAUUCAUGCUAAUAGUGAAAAGCAGCUGCAGUUAUCUCAGAUUGAUGCAUUACAUUCCUAGUAAACUUAUCUCAUUAGAAGACUGGACUAGAGGCAUUCACAAAGACAGUCAGGACUUUAAUUUGAUCAAAACUUUACCGAUAAACUACAGGCCUCCAUCGACCAUGGGAAUUGCCAUUCCACUCACAGAUAAUUUUUACCAUGCAGAUCCUAGCAAACCUAUACCAAGAAAUCUGUUUCUCAAGUCAAAGAGCACAGGUAAAUUCAAGCAGUGUGCUAAUGCAUCUACUCGGGAGGAGUGUAACUGCACAAACGAUCAGAAGCUGUCAUAUGCUGUUGCUUUCUCGGAUUGCAGAGAAAAAGUUCCUCGUUUUAAGUUUCCAGUUACACAAUAUCCAAUAUCUUUGGAAAUUUCCACUAGGAAUGGACAGAUACCAGUUGAUCUCCCAUAUCUGGUUACUGUGACUGAAGUGAAUAUGAGGGAAAACUGGAAACUAAAACAACAUACACCAGCAACUAUAACAAAACUACAGUCUCACCUAAAGUCAUAUCUUAAAGUUCCAGUUUAUAAUCCAAAAGGUCUCAACUUAAGUAUAAGGGGCUCUGAGCUCUUCCACUUCAAAAUAUCUGUUGUUCCAGGGGUCACUUUUUGUAACUUAGUUGAAGAAUUUCAGAUUUAUGUUGACGAAGCACCUCUGCCAUUUCCAGGCCACACCCUUAUUGCCAUCGCAGCAGCCAUCAUGCUAGGGGGAUUAAUCUUCAUAGUAUUUAUGUUCAAACUGCAUAACAUUCACCCGUGGGAUCUAUGCAAAACACUGUUGAGAAGAAACAAAAUGAAUUUUUCAAAUACCGUUGUCUUUCAACAGGCUCAUAGAUGA
Orycteropus afer afer is the source of this 3186-nucleotide messenger RNA. RefSeq names its product cation channel sperm associated auxiliary subunit beta (gene CATSPERB). Gene Ontology annotation, cellular component: CatSper complex; cilium. Lineage: Eukaryota; Metazoa; Chordata; Mammalia; Tubulidentata; Orycteropodidae. The transcript is spliced from 25 exons. Bases 1 to 3186 code for a protein of 1061 amino acids. The record is from RefSeq and is a predicted model, not a curated record.